Molecule: messenger RNA, 1027 nt
Organism: Cladocopium goreaui
Lineage: Eukaryota; Dinophyceae; Suessiales; Symbiodiniaceae
Source: the annotation of a GenBank genome assembly
CCGCUGAGCGCGGAGCCCACCCCCGUCGUUUAGCCGCGGCAACGAAGCCAUGUCCAAGGCUUUUGGGACAUUCUCAGGCGCUUACAGCCGUCAUCAGAACUCUGGGAUGCCGCACAUGGACCAUGACAGCAGCUUCUCCCAUGGAAAGCGCAAGCGUCUCAAUGUUGUGUCGAUGCUGAUCAACGUUCUGGCGCCAUGGUUGGUCUUCUGUGGCGUAUUUGGGGCCAUGUCCUUCUACACGCACUACACCAGUCCUCUGCUUGCCUGGUUGGUGGUGUUGGCAGGUGUAGCAAUUUCAGCUCUGGCAGGCGUUCUGGCUUAUCGCACCAAGAUGCGCGAUAGGGACCCCACCUGGUACACCUUUGCUUUCCUGGCUGCCAGCCUUGCUACCAUCUUUGCCACGGUCUUUGGUGAUAUGAACUAUUGGUACAACAUGCAGCCUUACUAUGACAUCGAGAACAUCAACACCUACCCUUCCGUGAACCCCGGCCGCGAGAAAGGUCAGCAACUGAUGGAUGCGGAGCGCGUCUAUUUCGAAGAUGGCACUGGGCUGAACACCUCUAAAUCGAUGGCGUUCCGGAACCUCGACAGGUAUUGUGUGGCACCUAUUGUCUUCGGUCAGGAGCCUUUGGCAUCCUAUGACUUUUGGGCAGUUGGAGUAAACUGCUGCAGCGGUACCACCGCAGAUUUCCGCUGUGGAGAGUAUGACAAUCCAAAAGCUCGUUCCGGGCUGCGCUUGAUGCGCGAAGACCAGCGCCCUUUCUUUCGUUUGGCCGUCCAGCAGGCAGAGGCUGCGUACAACAUCAAAGCAAAUCACCCGCUCUUCUUCUACUGGAUGCAGGACCCUGUGGCAGAGGUCAUGAAAUACCGCAGUGACGGAUUCAAGUACGCCUUCAUUGCAAUCGCCACGCACUUCGCCUUCAAUUUGCUCUGCGUGGCGGGCGCGGCGUUUGCAUUUUCCAAGAUCAGCCAUGAGUUCUGAGACCGGACGAUGAUAGGUUCAUGGCGAGCAGACAAAAGAUUGACA